AUGGCCUCCAGCUUCCCCUUCUCCUGCCCCGGGGGGCAGCGAGCUGUGCCCCGCCGUGAGCCCCGGGGAGAGCGGCUCUACGGAAGAGAUGGCAUCCUGCCGGCCCGCAAAGUGCUACGCCUCAGCGGGAAGGGGCUGUGGGAACAACUACGGGAUUUUCCCACCCUCUUGUGGCUCAGUCCCCGUUUGGGUUUGGAUACGGAGCUGGGGAUGGAGCUGAUCUGCCUCCUCGGUGUGCUCGCCUCCUUCGGCGCCUUGGUGUUCGAGCCCCUGCGGGACAGCCUGCUGUUCGCCCUGCUCAGGGUGCUCUAUCUCUCGCUUUACCAGGUGGGGCAGGUCUUCCUCUAUUUCCAGUGGGACAGCCUCCUGCUGGAAGCGGGUUUCCUGGCGGUGCUGGUGGCCCCCCUGCGCCUGCUGAAGUGGCGGUCCACGGCCUGGCGCGCCCACGACGGCGUCACCUUCUGGCUGGUGCGCUGGCUCCUCUUCCGGCUGAUGUUCGCCUCCGGCGUGGUGAAGCUGACCAGCCGCUGCCCCACCUGGUGGGGGCUCACAGCUCUCACCUAUCACUACGAGACCCAGUGCAUCCCCACGCCAGGUGCCUGGUUCGCCCACCAGCUCCCCGUCUGGUUCCAGAAGUUCAGCGUGGUGGCCACCUACGUCAUCGAGAUCGCCAUCCCGCUCCUCUUCUUUGCGCCCAUCCGCCGUCUCCGACUCUUCGCCUUCUACAGCCAGGUCCUGCUGCAGGUCCUCAUCAUCCUCACGGGUAACUACAACUUCUUCAACAUGCUCACCAUCGUCCUGGCCUUCUCCCUGCUGGAUGAGGAGCACGUGGGGCGCUGGCUGGGGCGCAGCAAGAGGAGGCACGCCAGCACCUGGCCCCCCAGCCUGCGGGCCGUCCUCUCCACCCUGCUGGAGCUGAGUGCCUAUGGCUUCCUGCUCUACUGGAGCAUCCAGCGCUUCGGCCUGGAGAUCAACUGGGAGAAGAGGCUGCUGGACUCUAAAGUGGCCUUCACCUAUCACGAGUUCACGACGUGGCUGCGGGCGGUGACCCUGCCGUUGGUGGGGCUGGGCUUCCUCUCGCUCUCCUGGGAGAUCCUCUCUGCCAUGUACAGGUGUGCCUGCGUCCGCGGCUGCUUCUGGAAGCUCUGGGCCACGCUGCAGUGGGCCGUCUUCGCCACGGCAACCAUGGGGAUGUUCGCCAUCAGCUUGGUGCCCUUCACCUACAUCGACUACGAGUCCAACGGCAAGCUGUGGCCCGGCAUCCACCAGAUGUUCAAUGCAGUCGAACGCUUCCAGCUGGUGAACUCCUACGGGCUCUUCCGCAGGAUGACGGGCGUCGGGGGGCGGCCCGAGGUGGUGCUGGAGGGCAGCUAUGACAAGCAGACGUGGACGGAGAUCGAGUUCAUGUACAAGCCUGGGAACGUCAGCGCGCCCCCCCCCGUGGUCGCCCCGCACCAGCCCCGCCUCGACUGGCAGAUGUGGUUCGCGGCCCUGGCCCACCACAGCAGCAGCCCCUGGUUCACCAGCUUCGUCUACCGCCCGCUACAAGGCAAGUUUUUUGAGGGGGUGAUCCGCCUGGUGCAGGUCGACGAGUCGCGGUACCCCUUCAGCACCCAGCCCCCCGUCUACAUCCGCGCCCAGCUCUACAAGUACUGGUUCACCAGCAGCGCCGAGGGCAGCGAGGGCCCCGCGCCAUGGUGGCGGCGGCAGCAUGUGCAGGAGUUCUUCCCCACCGUCUCCCUGGGCGACCCGACGCUGGAGAGCCUGCUCAGCCAGCACGGGCUGAAGGUAAGGCCUCGCGCCGCAGCCGUGCCGCGCUCCCCGCCGCCGGUGCGAUCCCCACCCUAG
This is a messenger RNA of Nipponia nippon (crested ibis), 1848 nucleotides long. NCBI's taxonomy places the organism in Eukaryota, Metazoa, Chordata, Aves, Pelecaniformes, Threskiornithidae. The record is from RefSeq and is a predicted model, not a curated record.